Molecule: messenger RNA, 738 nt
Organism: Emys orbicularis (European pond turtle)
Lineage: Eukaryota; Metazoa; Chordata; Testudines; Emydidae
Product: patatin-like phospholipase domain-containing protein 6
Exons: 8
Coding region: 1-738 (245 amino acids)
Cellular component (GO): cytosol
Molecular function (GO): DNA-binding transcription factor activity
Source: RefSeq, a predicted model, not a curated record
AUGCGCAAGGUGUCCCAAUCCACCUCCUCCCUUGUGGACACAACCAUCUCCAGCACCUCCCGGCCCCAAGCCAUUAGCACUAACUCUGACCUCCCCUUGCUCUGCAAAGCAGCUGCACCCCAGAUCCUGCGCAUCAAGGAGCUGCCCAUCCUGCAGCUGAAGGAGCCGCCGCCCUCAGUGCUGGAAGCGGAUCUGACUGAGUUUGACGUGGCCAACUCCCACUUGCCGUCCGAGGUGCUGUACAUGCUGAAGAACGUCCGGGUGCUGGGCCAUUUUGAGAAGCCGCUGUUCCUGGAGCUCUGUAAGCACAUGAUCUUCCAGCAGUUCCAACAGGGCGAGUACGUCUUCCGGCCUGGCCAGCCCGACACCAGCAUCUACGUGGUGCAGGAUGGCAAGCUGGAGCUCUUCUUGACCCAGCAGGACGGGAAGGAGACCCUGGUGAAGGAGGUGUUCCCCGGGGACAGUGUGCACAGCCUGCUCAGCAUUCUUGACGUCAUCACGGGGCACCAGUGGCCGUACCGGACAGUGUCUGCGCAGGUGGGCGAGGACUCCACAAUGCUGCGGCUGCCGGUCGAGACCUUCUCUGCCGUCUUCGAGAAGUACCCCGAGAACCUGGUGCGGGUGGUGCAGAUCAUCGUGGUGCGUCUGCAGCGGGUCACCUUCCUGGCCCUGCACAAUUACCUGGGGCUGACCAAUGAACUCUUCAGCCCUGGAGCUGGGCAGUGCUGCUGUGUUUGA